Messenger RNA from Phlebotomus papatasi, 2067 nucleotides. RefSeq names its product sphingomyelin phosphodiesterase-like. The transcript has 4 exons. NCBI's taxonomy places the organism in Eukaryota, Metazoa, Arthropoda, Insecta, Diptera, Psychodidae. The coding region runs from base 116 to 1999 and encodes 627 amino acids. Gene Ontology annotation, biological process: ceramide biosynthetic process; sphingomyelin catabolic process. Gene Ontology annotation, cellular component: lysosome. The record is from RefSeq and is a predicted model, not a curated record. Gene Ontology annotation, molecular function: acid sphingomyelin phosphodiesterase activity.
AUGAUAAGCACCUAUUUAAAAGACGGUGAGGCCGCACGUUGUUGGAGUAGUGUUUCGAAGAUCAUCGAAGAAAGUGCUUGAGUGGAAUAUUGUGACCUGUGGAACUCUGUGCAUCAUGAAGUGGUUCCUACUAUUAUGCCUUUUAAUGGCAUAUUUUGCCGAUUCUCAUCAGUAUCUUCCAAAAAUGACAAAAUCACAAGAACAGUUUCAGAAGGAUUUGGCUGAUCUUUUGAUGCGUGAAGUCGAGAAUCAUCGUAAGACUGGAAUUGAAACCCCUAUCUUGAAGACCCUUGUGAAAGUGUUCGAAGUUCCCAAUGAACUGGUGAAGUUUGAGGGACCAGAAGUGCCCAUUCCUCGUGAUGAGACCAUGUGCAUCCUCUGCAAUGCUGUCUUUGGAGAAUUUGUAAAUCGUCGCCGAGUUCAGGGACAGUCUCGUGAUGAGAUUGCUGCUUUUGCCAAGGAAUUCUGUAAUGCUCUCGGAAUCUUCCCAUCCCGUGUGUGCGAUGGCGUUAUUGAAAUAAAUGCAGACAUCAUUGUUCACAUUAUGGAUAACAGGCUAGAUUUCGAUGAAAGCCAUUUCUGUGCCUUCGUUUUCCAGAGCAUGAAUUGCGAAGCCGAUAUGUCAGGAUUUGAGUGGUCAAUUAAUGUAAACCCCAACCAACCUCCUCUGACCGGAGAUAAGGAUACAUCUGUGCCCAGAGGACCCAAUGAUCUCAAGAUUGUUCAGAUUUCUGAUCCCCAUUACGAUCCCAACUAUGAGGCUGGAACCAGUGCAGUCUGCGGUGAACCAGUUUGUUGCAGAUCUGAUCAACCUCUGGCUCCAGAUGCUCCUCCAGAAAACGCAGCCGGCUAUUGGGGUGAUUACCGAGACUGUGACAGUCCUUUCAGAGCAGUUCAAGAUGCCUUCCGACAUAUCAGAUCCCAACAUGAUAAUAUCGAUUACGUGUACUUCACUGGAGAUAUCGUUGAUCAUGGUGUCUGGGGAACGUCUUUCGACUGGAAUAGAAUUAGCAUUGGUAGAGUGCAUACAGCACUCCGUGAAAACUUUGGUGGAAUUCCUACUUAUCCAGCUAUUGGAAAUCAUGAGGCUCAUCCAACUAAUGUCUUCGCACCCAGUCACAUGGAUGUCCCUGCUUUGUCUACUCAAUGGCUCUAUGAUUUCCUUGCCAAUGAGUGGUCCUAUUGGCUUCCUGCUUCAGCCCUGGAAACAGUUCGUCGAGGAGGAUACUACACCGUUCUCGUACGACCAGGACUUCGUGUCAUUGCGCUGAACAACAACGAUUGUUACACUUUCAAUUUCUGGCUCAUGUACGAUCCUCUGUAUCCACAAGGUCAGAUGCAGUGGUUCCACGAUACUCUCCUGGCUGCCGAAGCAGCUAAUGAGAAAGUUCAUAUUAUUGGUCAUAUUCCAUCAGGCGGUGGAAGUUGCCACCGUGUAUAUUCACGCGAAUAUGCCAGAAUUGUUGAACGAUUCUGGAAUACAAUCAGUGGGCAAUUUAUGGGACACACCCACGCUGAUCAAUUCACUGUCUUCUAUGCUCAGUCCAAUCCUUCCCAAGCAGUCAAUGUGCAAUGGAAUGCUGGCAGUACUACGGCAUUUAGUGAUGUCAAUCCCAACUACAAGCUUUACAUGGCUGAUCCUCAGACCUUCCAAAUCAAUGGACAGGAGACAUGGAUCUACAAUUUAACCCAGGCCAAUCUUACCCCCCAACUCUAUCCUAAUUGGUUCAUGGAGUAUGAUUUUGCCCAGGAAUAUGGUAUUCAGAAUUUGAGUCCAUCUGCUUUGAAUGCUUUGGCUGAGUCUUUCGCCAGGAACCCUCAGCAACUUCGCAGGUACUGGGAGCUUACAUCUUCCAUGGCUGAUACAUCUUUGGCCAGAGGAUGCGAUAACAACUGCCUUGCCAAUCAACUCUGCCAGGUUGCUCAGAAUAUCCAUAACAAUAGUCCUCGUUGCGUUGAACUUCAGAAUAUUUUCUGGCAGACCGUAGGUGGUCAGUAAUAUGGGAGAUUCUGUUAAAUGUAACAUCUGUUCUGAGAUCCAUUAAUAAAAACAAACGACAAAGUAAA